This is a messenger RNA of Acanthopagrus latus (yellowfin seabream), 1639 nucleotides long. It is a transcript of the gene grhpra, whose product is annotated as glyoxylate reductase/hydroxypyruvate reductase a. Lineage: Eukaryota; Metazoa; Chordata; Actinopteri; Spariformes; Sparidae. The record is from RefSeq and is a predicted model, not a curated record. The coding region runs from base 219 to 1205 and encodes 328 amino acids. The transcript has 9 exons. Gene Ontology annotation, molecular function: NAD binding; hydroxypyruvate reductase [NAD(P)H] activity; hydroxypyruvate reductase (NADH) activity. Gene Ontology annotation, cellular component: cytosol.
CGGUCUAUUAGAGAGGAAGACGGAACGAGCAGAUCCUUCCGUUGGGUUAAAAUAGCUACAACUCCACGCAUGCGCAGUUAGCGUACUUCCUGGUGCGUGUGAAUGAGCGUUUGAACUGAAGUUCGUGCACAACACUGAAGGUUAAAACCGUGUUAGCAGCAGUCUGGACGCACGUCUGUCCGGAGGCAGCGACAUAUCUUCUGGACCGCUGAGGUGUGAUGCAGGCAGCCGGUAAACUCAUGAAGGUUUUCCUGACGAGGCGCAUCCCGCCAGAAGGGAUGAAGAUCCUGUCAGCAGCUGGAGUGUGUGAGGUGUCUCUGUGGGACUCGGAUGAACCGGUACCGAGGGAAGAGCUUCUCAAAGGUGUGCAGGGGGCUCAUGGGCUGCUGUGUCUGCUGUCCGACAAGAUCGAUGCUGAGGUUCUGGAUGCUGCAGGACCCAACCUAAAAGUAAUCAGCACUCUGUCGGUGGGAUUUGACCACAUGGCUCUGGGUGAAAUCAAAAAACGUGGCAUACGUGUUGGAUACACUCCGGAUGUCCUGACUGACGCCACAGCAGAACUGACGGUUGCUCUGCUGCUGGCCACCGCUCGCAGGUUACCAGAGGGAGUGGAGGAGGUCAAAAAUGGUGGCUGGAGCUCGUGGAAACCUCUCUGGCUGUGUGGGUAUGGUUUGUCCGGCAGCACGGUGGGAGUCAUUGGACUAGGACGCAUUGGCAUGGCCAUCGCUCAGAGACUCAAGCCCUUUGGAGUGAAGAAGCUUCUCUACUCUGGGAGAACAGCCAAGGCCCAUGCUGCUGAGGUGAAUGGAGAGUUUGUUCCCCUGGACACACUUGUGUCCGAGAGCGAUUUCAUAGUAGUUUCCUGCUCCCUGACGCCAGAAACCCAGGGGCUGUGCGACAAGGCCUUCUUCAGCAAGAUGAAGAAAACAGCCGUCUUCGUCAAUUCAAGCAGGGGAGCUGUGGUGAACCAGGAGGAUCUUUACGAGGCUUUGACCACCGGACAGAUCGCUGCGGCUGGACUGGACGUCACGACACCCGAGCCGCUCCCAACAAACCACCCACUCCUCACGCUUAAAAACUGCGUGGUGUUACCACACAUCGGCAGCGCCACCUACUCCACCAGAGGCAUCAUGGCAGCUCUGUCAGCUCGGAACCUGCUGGGAGGUUUACAGGGCACAGACAUGCCGAGUGAACUCAACUUCUAGUUCUUCUAGAGACUGAGCCGCUGUGCCUAAACGUGCUGCCUCCUCUGGUGCUGCACGGAUAACAUGACAGUAAAGUGCUGGUCUAGUGAUGGUCUCUAAUGUGAGACCAAUGUUAAGCAAAGGAAAAGAGCUGUAGGUAUAGAAAUGUAGUUUAGUGAUGCUCGCAUACAUGUUGACAUCAUGUCAGUGUUAACUUGAUUCUGUGAGUUACUAAUGAACUGCACUUUAAAUAUGCAAUGUGCAUUUUUGAGGAAGGAAAUUAGUUCUUGUAAAAGAAGAAGAAAAAAAAAAACCCAAGCAGCACUCCUUAACCUUAGUUUUUGUUAAAGCACAACACAUGCUCGUGUCUCAUGUCAAAAAACUUGCAUUUGAAGUGAGAAAUCUUUGUCUUUCUUUGUGUAACCUGUGUCAUUAAAGGUGCUCUGUGAAACGUC